GGAAACGGGCCAGAUCAAGCCGGGCGCCCCGCGUGCUCCGGCCCUCCCGGAAGGACCGCUCCCUGGCGGGAGGCAGGCCCCGAGCGCCCCUUGCUGGUGAGACCCCUCGGAGGAUCGGGUCCCAGCCCGGGGGCAAACGGAGCUUCCCUCCCCCUGGAGACUUGGCGGCCGGAGCAGCGGGGCGGGCGAGCCCUUGUUUCCCGGGGGAGCGUGUGACUGAGGCGCAGCCGGCCGGGGUGGGCAGCCGCCAUGGCGCAGCCGACGGGCCCCGUGGCCCGGCUCAGCGGGAUCAGCAGGGAGCGCUUUCGGCAGGACAUUUACCCGCUGAGAAAGCCAGCAGUGCUGAAAGGAAUAGACUUGGGCACUUGCACAACCAAAUGGACAGUGGAUUACCUCAGCCAAACAGCAGGAUCUAAAGAAGUAAAGAUUCAUGUUUCCACAGUGCCACAGAUGGACUUCCUCAGUAAGAACUUUGUAUAUAGAACAUUGCCUUUUGAUGUGUUUGUACGGAGAGCAGCUGAAGUCAAACAUAACGAGUACUUUAUAUCUGAGGAUGAGAAAUACUACUUGCGAUCACUGGGUGAAGACCCACGAAAGGAUAUUGCAGAUAUCAGAAAGCAGUUUCCUUCAUUAGCAGAAGAUAUUCAGAUCCCAGAAUAUUUUGAAAAGGAACAGUUCUUCUCCAGUGUCUUCCGCAUCAGCUCAGCAGGACUGCAACUCUGGACACACUAUGAUAUAAUGGAUAACUUCUUAAUCCAGAUAACAGGAAAAAAAAGAGUUAUACUGUACAAUCCUCGAGACGCACCAUAUUUGUAUUUAGCAGGCACUAAAUCAGAGGUCUUAAAUGUGGAUAACCCAGACCUGGAGAAAUAUCCCCUUUUUAUGAAAGCCAGGCGCUAUGAAUGUUCUCUUGAAGCAGGCGAUGUGUUGUUCAUUCCAGCUUUAUGGUUCCAUAAUGUAAUUUCUGAAGAAUUUGGAGUGGGAGUGAAUGUCUUUUGGAAGCAUCUUCCUUCUGAGUGCUAUGAUAAGACAGACACCUAUGGAAACAAAGAUCCUACAGCAGCUUCCAGAGCUGUACAGGUUUUGGACAGGGCUUUGAAAACACUGGAGGAACUGCCUGAGGAAUAUAGGGAUUUUUAUGCCCGAAGAAUGGUUUUACGCAUCCAGGAAAAAGCCUAUAGCACUAACUAUGAAUAAACAGUCAACAAGUCAACCAAGCUCCUCUGAAAGUAGAGAGCAGUACAGAUAUGGAUACUGUACCUGAAGACGCUUUGAGAAGAUCAAUAAAAACAUUGUUUGUGGAUGAAUACUUA
This is a messenger RNA of Caretta caretta (loggerhead turtle), 1313 nucleotides long. It is a transcript of the gene TYW5, whose product is annotated as tRNA-yW synthesizing protein 5. The record is from RefSeq and is a predicted model, not a curated record. Gene Ontology annotation, biological process: wybutosine biosynthetic process. Gene Ontology annotation, molecular function: tRNA binding. NCBI's taxonomy places the organism in Eukaryota, Metazoa, Chordata, Testudines, Cheloniidae.